This is a messenger RNA of Haliotis rufescens (red abalone), 1386 nucleotides long. RefSeq lists its product as uncharacterized. The record is from RefSeq and is a predicted model, not a curated record. Bases 121 to 1215 code for a protein of 364 amino acids. The transcript is spliced from 5 exons. Lineage: Eukaryota; Metazoa; Mollusca; Gastropoda; Lepetellida; Haliotidae.
CUCUUGCGCGCACCUGCUUGUUGACAAUUCCCGUUGCUAGCGACGAAACGUGUAUGUCGCUAGGGAAGCAACUUGAGAAAGUUUGGCAGGGUUCUCAGACUGAAAUCACUGUAGACGAAGAUGUAUGCGAGUGGAGGUCUCUCUAGCGCCAUUCAGACGGCAAAGAAAGACAUCGGUGAAAUUUUACAGAGCGGAAAGUAUUACUGCAAUGAGGAGAUCGCACGGGAACUGACAGCUGUCACGAAUGGCCUCAAUCACAUGAAGUUAGAUGACAGGCUCCUCUCAACCUCCCCAGAGUGGCGGGGCAGCAAGGGCGCCAUGGCCACAACUACGGUUCCUGAUGCGACAUCAGUGGUGGGCCGAGUGUCCGGCAUCCUCUACAACUACAAGAACCAGAUGGAGGGCAGCAGGAUGGCCGAGAAGCAGGAGAACGAGAUCCGAGAGAUGCAUCAGUGGGCUGUCACAAACCUCAGGAAUUCACAAAAGGACAUGAUGCCAUACACACUGACCGCUGCUGACAGGAUCCGGCAGUUUGGUGACCACAUUGGCGUCACUGACCGCUUCACCGGAUACCGCAACAACCUCACCCGCACAGCCAGAGAACCCGACCCCACCAUGUGGGCAGGAAGGCCUGGAGGUCUCACACGAUCACACACAACUAUCGGUGCCCCAAGCAUGGAGCAGAAGUUGAGAUAUGGGGAGCAGACGGCCCAGUCGUACGGCGCCAUGGGGAAGAAAGUCUCGUUUGGUUCUGAUUGGCCGGCUUCCUCCACUCUCAGGGGUUACCGCACGAUCGAUAGCCUCUAUCCACGAGGCACCACUAAUACCAUCAAGGGAAACCUCAGACCCAGCACCGUGAUGGCUGACGUGAAGUCAAUGAACGCCCUCAAUGCUCGGCUAGCCGAGGCUGGAAUGCCCAGCCCGAGGGCCCAGUCAGCCACCCUCGUGUCAAAGCCCCCCAGCACCAUGUCCGUACAGGAACAGGCGGGUAUCAACACUCACUUCCCCGGGGACACGGAAUACAUGUGCCAGUACACCAGGCCCCCCAUGGAUCUGCCGACCAGUCACUUCACCAUCAACCCCAAGCCGGACUUGUCCAUCUACGGUCGACCCCUGGGCAUCAAGCAGUUCUACCCCAGCUCCACCGAGUACCAGACUAGGUACAUGUGGCCGGACGGGUCCAGGAUUGUCAAGUUCCCCUGGCUCAGGAAGUGAAGAUCAACAGCCAAUCAAAGGAAGUCUCCCAGUGCUACUACUCCUUUUGGACCACAGUCAAUCUCAUUAAAAUCAGAUCUUAGUUCUCGCUGUUGCUAAACAAAGAUCUGAGGACAUCCAAUUAAGGGUCACGUCAGAACGACCUUUCAUCCAACUAAUCAGAGCGUCGCU